This is a messenger RNA of Anthonomus grandis grandis, 2433 nucleotides long. Its product is annotated as piggyBac transposable element-derived protein 4-like. The record is from RefSeq and is a predicted model, not a curated record. Bases 1079 to 2356 code for a protein of 425 amino acids. Lineage: Eukaryota; Metazoa; Arthropoda; Insecta; Coleoptera; Curculionidae. The transcript is spliced from 3 exons.
ACUGGUUAAACCAGGCUGCUAAAUUUAAUAGUGGUGAAUAUGGGAGAAAUAGUUGAUCUUGAGUAGAUAUGUGGCUAUUAUGAGAAGUUUGUACAGAUCUGUUUGCGCAUCUUGAAGAUGCCCGCACAAGUAGGUGUGAAAGCCUCUGUUCAAUUAGGAACGAAUGCGCAAUUCCUCGAGUGCUGUCUGGUAAGACUGGGGGCCUUACCUGGGGCUCGAUUGACACGAAUAAACAGAAGGAUAUAGUAGAAAUAUAUCCAUUGUCUAAUUCGUUGAGAUGCUUACUGUUUAGCGGCAGUGGAGCGUCUGGGGAAGCCCUUACUAUUCUAGGUGACACUAGCUAGUCGUCAAAUAAAGGAAGAUAACAUGUUUGACAUAUGUAUAUAUUGAAAUGUGACAUUGUGUAAAUUGAUGUUGACUGAGAUGAUGCAAGGGAAUGGAAGUUCCCCGGUGAGUAUAUUUUAUUAUUGCCAAAAGUUGACAGAACAGUAAAUAUUGUUUUUUUUUUUAUUAUUUUUAUGUGAUGUUCGAGUUUAUGUCUAACAAUAUAAGAAGGAUGACUGUUGAGUGAAUUUGCAUUGUAGAGACCCAUUGGCUAUGAACAACUCUAGACAGUUAUAAUUAUGGCGAAAAGAGCAUUAACGGACACGGAGUUAGAGGAACUAUUAUACGUAGACGAGGAGGAGUUUGACUUGGAUCAGUUUAGUUCAGAGAGUGACGAAUGGGAGGAUAUAGAUCAAAAUCUCAGUGAAAAUGAUUCUGACGAAGAGUCUGAGGAACGUGUUUAUAACUUAAAUUUAUGGAGGCCAUGGACAGCAAAUGAACCAAGAUUUAAAAUAUUCCCUUUCUUAGAAGAUGUUGGAUACCAUCCACCACGAAAUAACCAGCCAGUGUCCGAACUAGAUUUUUUUCAGUUAUUUUUUACGGACGAACUUAUACAAGCAAUUGUGGAUGAAACAAAUAGAUAUGCUGCAGAAAAAAUUUUAAUAAACACGCCGCUCACAAAAAGGUCAGUUUGGAAGUCUUGGAAACCAGUCACAUUAGAAGAAUUUAUGCAUUUUUGGUUGUUUUACUUAAUAUGGCCUUAAAUCCAAAGACCGAACUAUCUGACUAUUUUUCUAAUAACUGGAUCGACCAUCAACCCUUUUUCAAAGAUAUUUUUUCGAGGGACAGAUUCAUGCAAAUUUUUUGGAAUCUUCACGUUUCUCCACCCGAAGAAGAGCAGAUGGGAGUGAAGAGUCGUAGCGCCAAAGUGAAAAAUGUGUUAUGGUAUCUGGAAACACAAUUCAAGAAGUUUUAUACUUCAGAUAAGAAUAUUUCUGUAGACGAAAGUACUAUUGGUUUUAAAGGCAAAGUAUCCUUUAAAGUUUAUAAUAAAGCCAAACCUACAAAAUGGGGAAUAAAAGUAUAUGUGCUUGCAGAUUCAAAAAAUGGUUACAUAUUUACGAUGGAGCCAUAUUUGGGAAUUCAAACAACCCAGGGAUUGAUACGCCCAGAUUUACCAGCAACCGCCCGCAUAGUAGUUCAUUUGGUGCAAAAACUUCUUAAUUCUGGAACUGGUUCGGGAGGUUACCAUAUAUUUAUAGAUAGAUAUUAUUCAAGCCCUUUGUUAGCACGCGAGUUACAUAAAAUAAACAUACAUGUAGCGGGUACUGUAAUGGCUAAUCGACAAGGAAUUCCGACAGAAUUAACUACCGCAUAUACAAGAAAAUUUAAAAAAGGCGAGAUAUCUUCCAGACAUGACAAUUCUAUAUCAGUACUGGCAUGGAAAGAUAAAAGAGUUGUUCUUAUGUUAUCUAGUGUAUAUGACAACUCAGUACAAAAUAUAACCAGGCGAACGAAGACCGCUGAAGGGCGUUGGAUUGAAGAAGUCAUAGAAAAACCUACAGUUAUAUAUGAGUAUAACAAAUUUAUGGGAGAGGUUGACGUUGCUGAUCAUUAUGCAGCAAGCUACCAAUUUUUGCGAAAAACAAGUAAAUGGUGGCGAAAAGUAUUUUUCUGGUUAUUAGAUGUGUCGAUAAAUAAUGCCUUUAUAUUACAAAAAAUAGCAACAAAUAAUCAGCAACUUCGAUCGAGGAAUUUCAGGAAAAAAUUAGUUAUUCAAUUAGUUGGAAACUACAGAAAUACAUCCAGACGUCGAUCAGCUUAUGGUGCCGAGGAUAUUUCUCGUCUAAAUAAUAGGUUCCAUGCCAUUUAUGCAAGAAAAAAUAAUUCCGAUUGCAAAGUUUGCAGUGAUCAAUCAAAAAAAGGUGGCCGAAAAACUACUACCUAUUAUUGCAAAACAUGUCAAGACCACCCUGCUUUGCAUCCCGGGGAGUGCUUUGAUAAAUAUCACACCGAGGAAAAUUACAGAUAAAUACGUGUUCUUUUUUGUUUUUUUUUAGAAUAAAUAUCAUGCUUUCCUAUAAACUAUAAAAUGCGUUUUAUUUUUAA